AUGGAGUUGGCUUCUGAAAAUGAAGGGGCCGGGGGUCUCCAGAGGGCCGCCGAGGGGGCGUGGCCCCGUGCGGAGGGCGGCGGCGUCUCCACGGCCCGCGCCCCGGAGGCCGCGGGAGCUGCGGACGGGCUUGCGCCGAGCCGGGUGACGCGGACGGAGGACGCCGAGCGAGGACGUGGGCCCCGGGCGCCGGAGGUGGACCUAACGGUGGUGAAGCAGGAAACGGCGGACUGGUGGGAUGUGGAAGGCGGCGCGUUGGACGGCCUCCGGGUGAAGCUGGAGGAGGGGCCUGAGGUGAAGGAUGAAAAGGAAGGUAUUUUGCAGGUGAAGCAGGAGGUGGACAGUAGUGUGCCGGUCAAAGAAGAGGACGUGGAUGAACCCGAGGUAAAGGAAGAGAAAGUGAAGGAAGAGGUGACGCACUGGCCAGAAAUGAAGGAGGAGAAGGAAGGUAACUUGGAGAUAAAACAGGAGGAGUUGGUCGGUCAGAACAUAAAGCAGGAGGAGAUGAUGGAUGGAGUGUGUGUAAAAGAAGAGAAGGACGUCCUGAAAAGAGAAGUGAUGGCUGAUACAACGGUGAAAGAAGAGCCUCCGGUGGAUCUCCCAGUGGGCUGCAAGCGGAAACUGGCCAUGUCCAGGUGUGAAACUUGUGGGACUGAAGAAGCGAAAUACAGGUGUCCACGUUGUAUGCGAUAUUCCUGCAGUUUACCCUGUGUAAAGAAACACAAAGCAGAACUGACGUGUAAUGGAGUUCGAGAUAAAACUGCAUAUGUUUCAAUACAGCAAUUUACUGAAAUGAACCUCCUGAGUGAUUACCGGUUUUUGGAAGAUGUGGCAAGAACAGCAGACCAUAUUUCUAGAGAUGUUUUCUUGAAAAAACCAAUAAGCAAUAAACAUAUGUACUUUAUGAAAAAUCGUGCCCGAAGGCAAGGUAUUAACUUAAAACUUCUACCAACUGGAUUCACCAAGAGGAAAGAGAAUUCAACAUUUUUUGAUAAGAGAAAGCAGCAGUUUUGUUGGCAUGUGAAGCUCCGGUUUCCUCAGAGUCACGCUGAGUACACAGAGAAAAGAGUACCCGAUGAUAAAACUAUUAUUGAAAUUCUAAAACCUUACAUUGAUCCUGAAAAGUCUGACCCUGUAAUUCGUCAAAGGUUGAAGGCCUAUAUUCGCUCUCAGAGUGGGGUCCAAAUUUUAAUGAAAGUUGAACACAUGCAGCAAAAUUUAAUAAGAUACUAUGAACUGGAUCCCCAUAAAAGUCUCCUAGAGAAUUUGAGGAACAAAGUGAUCAUCGAGUAUCCAACCCUGCACGUGGUACUGAGAGGAUCUAGUAAUGACAUGGAGGUCCUUCAUCCGGCGCAUGCGUUCCCUCUCCCUUCUCCUUAGGGGUGAGGGUUCCAGAGACAUGAGGUCGGAGCUAGGCUGGUGCAGAGGAUGCCGUGAGAGCUUACAUCAGUGUGGAGGAAGCCGAGGGAGAGAAUAAGCUUGUGGAGGCCCCCGAAACACUCACCACAGGACUUCAUGAAGUGCCUUAGGGAUGGGGCCUGUCUUAGGAGGAGCUGCUUUGGUGCUUUAUUAAUGAAAAUUCAGUAAAUACCAUUUUGGUUGCUGAUACAGUCUGAAAUCUAAGCAAACUGCAGGAAACUUGUUGGUUGGAAUAGAAGGCUGUGGUGGGGGCUAUGGCGCUCGCCUCAGCUUUACAAGCUCCGGCCCUGUGCAGUCCCUCUGCCUGUCUUGGUUUCCUCUUCCUUUCCUACCCCAUGAGGACAGCAGCUGCAAGUGUUACGCAGAAUAAUCUUUGUCUUAACUGUGACAAUCUUAGUAGUGUUUUUAAUGCAUUACUUCCUUUUGUCUUUGUGAUAAAAUGAAAUAAAUCCUACAGUUCCA
This is a messenger RNA of Jaculus jaculus (lesser Egyptian jerboa), 1881 nucleotides long. It is a transcript of the gene Znhit6, whose product is annotated as zinc finger HIT-type containing 6. Gene Ontology annotation, cellular component: pre-snoRNP complex; nucleus. The coding region runs from base 1 to 1380 and encodes 459 amino acids. Lineage: Eukaryota; Metazoa; Chordata; Mammalia; Rodentia; Dipodidae. The transcript has 10 exons. Gene Ontology annotation, biological process: maturation of LSU-rRNA from tricistronic rRNA transcript (SSU-rRNA, 5.8S rRNA, LSU-rRNA); snoRNA localization; box C/D snoRNP assembly. The record is from RefSeq and is a predicted model, not a curated record.